AUGACCACUCCGCUUGCUCUCGUCGUCGGUGCUUCACGUGGUCUCGGUCGCCAGAUCGCCUUGUCCUUUGCAGAAGCAGGCUAUAACGUCUGCAUCUCCUCAAAAUCCCUCGGCCACCAAGCCUCAAUAGGACCCGUAGACCCAAACUCGCAAGACUCCACGCUCGAUACAGUCUUGGCUGAGCUACAAGCUCUUCCUGCCACGCGAGACAAGGGACUGCUACACUCUGCUGUUGCGUGUAAUGUGCGUGAAGAGGCAGACGUCAGAGCCCUCGUCCAACAAGUGAUUACAAGGUAUGGCUCUAUUCAAGCGUGUGUCUACAACCCAGGCGCAAUUUGGUGGUCAUCUAUCAUAAAGACACCCACGAAACGCUUUCAGCUCAUGCACGAAGUCAAUACCCGUGGCUUCUACAUCCUCCUACAAGAACUCUUGCCAUACUGGGAGAGGCAAGGCGGUCAGUAUCCACGUCGCUUGAUUGUCAUUAGUCCACCCAUCUACUCUCGUUUCAUCAGGGGUAAAACCGCGUAUGCAGCCACCAAGCUCUCUUCUACCAUCCUCGCACUCGGCCUACAUUUUGACGUACUACGAGACAAAGCACUUCAUGAUCCUGCUUUCGAGAUGAAUAGUGUCGGCGUGACCACACUGUGGCCGGCGACGGCAAUUGAAUCAGCAGCCACAGCGGCAGUCAAUGCAGAUCAGCGAGAUUUGCGACAUCCUCGCAUCUUUGGUGAUGCGUGCGUCGCCAUUGUCAAGGCACCUUGGUUGACCAUUGCCGGUAAGACCCUCUUGGAUGAAGAUUUCCUUCGUCAACACGGCGGCUUGACGGAUGUACAGAUUGCAGCGUAUGCAAAAGUCCCAGGGACAACACCAAGACGAAUCAUGCCUGCUGUGUUACCUGAUUUACGGGUCGCUGAACAAGAUGAUGAAGGAGAUCGUCGAGAUUCUGCCGUUGCGAAAGCGAGCGGAACGGCCAAGAUUUAG
Protomyces lactucae-debilis is the source of this 981-nucleotide messenger RNA. RefSeq lists its product as uncharacterized. The transcript has a single exon. Bases 1 to 981 code for a protein of 326 amino acids. NCBI's taxonomy places the organism in Eukaryota, Fungi, Ascomycota, Taphrinomycetes, Taphrinales, Protomycetaceae. The record is from RefSeq and is a predicted model, not a curated record.